UAUACUAGCCCGGCAUCCCCAAAUCGCCCACCGGCCCGGAGAAGAGAAGAGAAGAGAAGAGAAGGCGAGAGUGGAUCUAGGGUUAGGGUUCCUCUGGCUCUUCUCUACCAGAGCGGCGAUGGAGUUCACGCGGAAGGAGCAGUUUGAUGCGUACGUCGAUUUGAUACUGGCGGUCAGGCAGGAGGGGACGACGAAGGCAGCGGAGGAGGCGGAGAGGAGGAAGACAGCCCAGGCCCCCAAAAACAAGAAGAAGAGCGCGCGGAAGGCGGCUGCUCUGGAGUGGGCGAGGAAGAGUUUGGAAGCAGAGAGGGCCAAGGACAGGAGCGUCUUCAAGCCCAAGACGAUGACCGAGGAGGACGUCGCGGCGGCGGCCGUGUACAGAGCCAAAGGGGAGGAGGCGCACAGGAACCAGGACCGGAAGGGGGAGCUGGACGCCGUCAUCAAGUGGAUCGCCACGGGAGACCCCGAGGCAAUCAGGAUCUCGAACCAGUGGGUCGAGGAAAACAUGGAGGCCAUGAAGCUGCAGGCGCUCGAUCCCACCGACUACUGGGAGGCCGUCGAUGCCAGGAGGCACCGGGAAUCCGGCGAAUCUCUGUGGGUCGACUCCUUCGGUCCCUCACCCACCCAGCCCAUGUGUUACACGGACGACAAGCCUCCGCGUGGUCCCGCCUACCCCAUGCGAACUCUGCAGGUCUUUUCGGUCAGGGUUGGAGCCAUCACAGGUGGGUUGGACUGGCCUCUCGAUGUCUAUGGUAUCAUUGCCGCACGCGACUCAUUUGAUGACAAUCACAACAUCAUCUUCAACCGCUCCAGGCAUAACUGCCAAACCAUUGACAGGAAGAAUCCAUGUCUGAGACUGACAGGUCCUACCCGCGCUGUUGUUGUUGUGGAUCCUGCGUCCUUUGAUGUUAACUUGCGAGUUAAGGGCAGAACUGAAUCAGAGGAUAGAGAAUUGAGUAAUCUAGUUUUUUAUUAUCAUGAUUCUGGUUCUAGUGAAUCAUAUGCCAUUAAACGUGUCAGCACCAGCAAGCUUAGCACAGUGGCAUUGAUGCUGGGUGAUAUUGUUAAUUCAGUGGAGGCCACCAUCAGUGUGAGAGUUGUUGGUGGGGAAUGGCCAGAAGGUUUUCAAGGUCUAAUUUCUGCCAAUACGGCCAGUAUUGAUGCCAAGAAAAUUGAGUUGCUUGCGUUCGGAGAUAAGUUGCCUCUUGCAGCUGAUGGCAUCAUACAGCUUUCACGAAAUGUUGUAUCUGUUGAAGCUAAUGGAGAGUUGAUAGUCUCCGUCAUGGCAAGUAGCUUGGAGGAUCAAACUGUUGAGAGAGAUUCAGAAGCAUUCAGAGCCAAGAAAACCUCCAGGAGCAUGCGUAUGCUUGAAGUUCACCGUUGUAAGUUUGAAGUCACUGUCACAUGGUCUCUUGUCCAGAACCUACCUCAUUUCCACAAACUUACAAAUGAUGUCUGAGUUCAGUUGCUGUAUGGUUGUUAUUGGUUUAUGUCAAGUGAUAGUUGGAUGUUGGUAUCUUGGUUAAAUUUGUCUUGACUAGUAUGCAAUGUACGCAAGUUAAGAUAUACUGUACUUGACUAUGUAAGUAAUGUGGAAAACUUGAGGGAUAUAUAUUUGACUCAAGUAACGAGGGCAAGCUAUUAGAUUUAAUUUAGUAUUUUCUUGUGUA
Messenger RNA from Triticum urartu, 1670 nucleotides. RefSeq lists its product as uncharacterized. The record is from RefSeq and is a predicted model, not a curated record. Lineage: Eukaryota; Viridiplantae; Streptophyta; Magnoliopsida; Poales; Poaceae.